CUGAACCGUUGGCGGCUGCGCACGGCUUCGUUGUUGCGUACUGCGUGCGUAGCGUCGUGAGAAGCGUUAAUUUGUUGCGCGGGUCGGAAAACGGGAAGAAUUUCCACUUAGCACGUGCGUGUGUGUUUGUGUUGUUUUUGUUGUUGUUGUUUCCCGUUCGUCGUGAUUGUGAUUGUUUUAGAAUUUGAGCUUUGCUAAAGCUUACCCUACGUACCGUACAAGUGUAAUGUUUUAACUUCUUCUGAUCGCGUUUGAUUCAAAGUGCGGAGAGUGUUCCGAUGCGUGUGUGUGUGUGUGUUGUUUUCAUUGAAGCAAACAAGCUUAUGAUGCUUCAUCGGCGAACAGUCGUCUGCUAGAACGAAUUGUUGCAAGUGUGGUGAAUGUUCGUAAAUCCCCCCCCCCCCCCCCAAUGAUCGGUAGUAGAGUGAUUCCUUCAACACAUGCAGGUGUAGAUUGUUUAGUGUAGGAAAAAAAAGUGUGUGCAAAAACACCAUCAGCUCCCGGAUUGUGACACAUCAACGUUCGUUCAACGUGUUUCGUUAAUUGUGAACCCUGCGCGCUUCCGCCCCCUUACACCAUCCGCGCGGAAACUAAACGUCAUCGAACGCCGGCCGAUUGCCCUUUUGUAUGGAUUUAAUUAUCAAUAUUCACGAUGAAUAACAACGAUGAUACGAAGCCAUCGAUAGUUGACGUAGAGAAGGGGCAGCCAGAGAAUGAGCUCGCGAGGCAGGUCGCGGGCUCGCGGCCACGACCAAUCUCGCUGGUGGAGCCAUUUGCGACGGGCGAUGACCAGCUCAACAGUAAGAGCGUGAGCAGCGACCGGUUCAGACUAGUGCUACUGUACGUGCUUCAGCUAACCAGCGUCGGUGCUUCGAUCGCGGCCGUUGUACUCAUCUGGUACUACAUGGGUUGGGAGUUUGGAUUGCCGGCGCUGCUGAUCACCUUGGUCGCGGUGUUCAUCGCCAGCGGCUGGUGGAGAUGGUGGCACAUCGCGUUUGUGACGGCGCCGCGUGAUAUCAAAGCUCUUACGAGGUACAUCAAGCUGCUGGGACUGGUGCGCAAGCACGCGAAGAACAAUGCUACGAUCGGAGACAUCUUUGCGGAGUUUGUGUCGAAGCAGCCGGAAAAGGCAUGUCUCAUAUUCGAGGGACGCAGCUGGACGUUCCGUGAGGUAAACGACUACUCGAAUCGGUUGGCUAACGUGUUCCAUUCGCACGGUUACAAGCAUGGCGAUGUGGUGGGUUUGCUGCAGGAGAACCGGCCCGAAUUUGUCGCCACCUGGCUGGGACUGUCGAAGCUGGGUGUGAUCGUUCCACUGAUCAACCACAACCUGCGCAAGAAUGCGCUCAUGCACAGCGUCACGGUGGCCAACUGUAACGCGCUGAUCUAUGGCGAAGCGUUAGCAGACGCGGUGGCAGAAAUUGCUGACACGCUGCCGUCCGCGGUGGCCCUGUACCAGGUUAAUGAGGUCGCUCAGAAACCGGUUCUCGCUAACGCGAAGGAUUUGACGACGUUGUUGCAGUCCGCCUCGAAGGAGUUGCCGGUGAAUGGUGUAACGAAACCGAACCAUCACGAUAAGCUGAUUUACAUCUACACCUCCGGUACGACCGGGCUUCCGAAGGCGGCCGUUAUUACGCAUUCCAGGUACAUCUUUAUUGCUGCUGCAAUCUCCCUGGUGGCUGGAUUCCGUGCGGACGACACAUUCUACACACCGUUGCCACUGUACCACACUGCCGGUGGUAUGAUGAGCAUCGGGCAGGCGCUACUGUUCGGUGCGACGGUGGUCACCCGGAAGAAGUUUUCCGCUUCACAGUUCUUUGCCGACUGUCAGAAGUAUAACUGCACGAUUGCCCAAUAUAUUGGCGAAAUGUGUCGCUACAUCUUGGCCACACCAGUAUCACCUACCGACAAGGCACAUAAGGUUCGGUUGAUCUUCGGUAACGGGCUGCGACCUCAAAUUUGGCCCCAGUUCGUGGAGCGCUUCAACAUUCCGCGAGUGGCCGAAUUUUACGGCGCUACGGAAGGCAACGCUAACAUAGUAAACAUCGACAACACGGUGGGUGCGAUCGGGUUCGUAUCACGUAUCAUUCCUGCAGUGUAUCCGAUUUCGAUUAUCCGUGCCGAUCCGGCCACGGGUUACAGUGAACCAUUGCGCGGCAAGGACGGUCUGUGCCAGCUCUGCAAACCGAACGAACCUGGACUGUUCAUCGGCAAGAUUAUUCCGAACAAUCCAUCCCGAGCGUUCCUCGGGUACGUCGAUAAGGGUGCAACGGAGAAAAAGAUUGUGCGUGACAUUUUCCGCAAGGGUGAUGCCGCCUUCCUGUCCGGUGAUCUGCUCGUAGCCGACGAGCGGGGCAGUCUGUUCUUCAAGGAUCGCACCGGUGAUACGUACCGCUGGAAGGGUGAAAACGUGUCCACGAGUGAGGUAGAGGCGGAGGUCAGCAAUGCCUGUGGCUAUCGGGACACGGUCGUGUACGGUGUGGAGGUACCGAAUCUGGAGGGCCGUGCCGGUAUGGCCGCCAUACUGGAUCCGGAGCGACAGGUCGAUUUGGAGCAGUUGGCACGCACGCUAAAGGACACGCUGCCGUCGUACGCUCGGCCACAGUUUGUGCGCUUACUGUCGAAGGUGGAUAUGACCGGUACGUUUAAGCUGAAGAAGCUAGACCUGCAGGAGCAAGGGUUCGAUCCGAGCGGCAUCGAGGACUCGGUGUACUACCUAACGACCAAGGGACAGUACGAGCUGCUAACGCCGGAAAUUUAUGAACAGAUCAAGCGCGGUGAAGUACGACUGUAGGGUGCUUACUAGUGUGCAAUGUACAACGAUGGUGCAUUCCACGUUUUUGUUUUGUUUAGUUUACGAAUGUUGUAUAUUGAAGGCUGUUUUUCCGCUUAGAACAACUGUGACAUUUUUUUUCCCCAUUACAAAGUUAACACGGCAACUUAAUGACGGAUUGGAACAGGAGAGUCAAUUUAGCCAGAACAUAGAAGAGAGUGGAGAGCAGUUGAGGUACUAUUUCUGAUAGAUCUAUUUCUAAACGUGGUGACUGAUUAUGUGAACGAUUUUAAUGGAUUUAGUUAUACUGCAACGAGGGACUAUUUGUGAGCGUGACGAUGAUCGAGGACAGAAUGUUAGUUGUAACACGUGAAGCUACAAUGACGAUAACAAUAAACACGGUAUCUACUAAACGAA
Anopheles stephensi (Asian malaria mosquito) is the source of this 3190-nucleotide messenger RNA. RefSeq names its product long-chain fatty acid transport protein 4 (gene Fatp1). Lineage: Eukaryota; Metazoa; Arthropoda; Insecta; Diptera; Culicidae. Gene Ontology annotation, molecular function: long-chain fatty acid-CoA ligase activity; long-chain fatty acid transmembrane transporter activity. Gene Ontology annotation, biological process: triglyceride homeostasis. The coding region runs from base 653 to 2794 and encodes 713 amino acids. The transcript is spliced from 8 exons. The record is from RefSeq and is a predicted model, not a curated record. Gene Ontology annotation, cellular component: endoplasmic reticulum.